GCGGGAGGAGAGCAGAAGUGAAAGUAACUUAUGUGGGUCUGAUGGUUCCAGCUCGCAGUCACAGGGCACUAUGAGAUGGGACAGAAAGGGGAAGUGAACUGUGAUGCUGAAGUGAUCGCUGGGAUGAGAGCUAUGAAAGUCGGUGUGCGGCGGCGGCAGCGGCAUCAUUACGUGCAACGCAAGGCUUCCCUCACACCGAGCAGCAGCAUCCCCCCCAUAAGCGCUCUACAAGCUGCGCCGGGCAGCAAAUCGUUUGUGUGAGUGUUUGCGCUGCGCCGACGUCGGACUUUUGCCAAGAUAAAGAGCAUCGCAAGGGAAGCAAGUGCGCCCAAUGCCUUGCUGGUGCCUGCACGGAGCGGCAUUCCUGCCCUCAAUUUUAGUCAUCUGGUCCUCUGCUGGCUUUCUCUUCUCCUAUAUCAUCUCGGUGCUGAUUGGACAUGUGCCGCCAUUUGUCCCCUAUAUAAGUGACACAGGUACAUCGCCUCCUGAAAGUGGAGUUUUUGGUUUUAUGAUCAGUCUGUCUGCCAUGUUGGGGGCAGCUACAAUGUAUACCAGAUAUAAGAUAUUAGAGAAGCAAAAUCACUCCACUGAUUUUCUGCCUUAUUACUUCAAUAAGACUUCAUUAGCCAUUGGAUUGUUAGGCUGCAUCGGCAUGGGAAUUGUUGCUACUUUUCAGGAGAUGGCAGUCCCUGCUGUGCAUGAUGCGGGGGCACUUAUAACAUUCAUCUGUGGGGUGCUCUAUAUUUUAUUACAGUCCUAUAUCUCCUACAAGUCCUGCCCGGCUUGGAACACGAGAGUCACCUGUCAUAUAAGAAUGGCUAUUUCUGUGAUAGCAUUUAUUGCUGUGGUACCCAUGAUUGCCUGCUCAUUACAAACUGGCACAACCAAACUUUACUGGAAACCAAGUGAUGAGGGAUAUCACUAUCACCUAACAAGUGCCAUCUGUGAAUGGAUAGUUGCAUUCGGAUUUAAUAUGUACUUCCUUACAUUCAUCAGAGAUUUUCAGGGUGUAAGUAUACAAAUUUCAACAGAAAUACACGAAGACUUUUGACAACAGGCCAGCAUCUGGGCAUAGAGAGAAAAUCAUUUUUUGAAGAUCUUGCAAAGCCAGGACAAUGUGAUCAAGCCUCAAUUUUAAUGCAAAUGGUUAAAAGGCCAUGAACUUGGAUAUUUAUACCACUAACCAAAUACAUCAAGUAGUUUUUAACAGUCUCAAUGUCCAUUGCAGGUAAUAGGUGCCAUUUACGUUUCCCCGAAGCAUAAGUGCAAGAGCACUAAGGGGUGCAAGAGCAGACCUCUUAGCGCUCAUUUAGGCAGCAUUUCACUGUGGAGAAAAGAUCUGGUGUGAGGUGCACAGCGUCAGAGGGUGCGGGCCAGCCCUGACCUUAAUACCUGCCAUAGGGUAGGUGGUAAGAUCAGGGCUUGUUGUGGCAAGCGAUAUCGCCUGCUCCCUAAAUUGCACCUACAUGUAACUGCCCACCUAGCCCUCAAUGAAUAGAGCACUGCUGAACUCAGGCAGCACUCAUUCAAGGGGGUAGCCACUGCUCUCUGAAGCCAGUAGAAAACAUUUUUGCACACUGCAUUUCAUGCUGUAAAUUACCUUUUAUAUCUUUUAAAAUUGUAGAAAAUAUAGAAAAAUAUGGCAGAUAUGUUUCAAAAUCAUAAAAUAGCAGAAAUAAUAUAAAAACCUUUAUUACUAUACAUUAAAAAGUCAAUAGUAGGGACUAUCAGAGCCUUUUGUGCUGUAACCAGGGCUGUAUUUACCAUAUAGGUACUUGAGGGCCCAUGCCUACGGAAGCAGCUAUAGGGGGGUGCCCCACAGGUGCCUUUAUGGAAAAUAAAAAGCAUGGGAAAAAGAUAUCUACCUAGCCUGCUGUUAAAAAUCAGGAGCCAAAUCUUAGGGGUUGGGGGUACCAGGAGCCUCCCCGGUCAGCACAUGGGUAGUACAGCGUGACUGUCUGCACAUGCACCAAUCAGAGGCUGAGGUGACGUGAGGCGCAAAGGACCAAAAGUCAGCCCUGGCUGCAACCAGAGUAAGAGCUACUAAGCGCAAUGUUAUUGGUUGCCACAUUGCCUUUACAUUUUUUCUGUGUCCUUUUUCACAUUUGUAACAGUAUUUUUUUAAUAUAUUAGUCUCAUUAAUAUAUAUAUAUAUAUAUCUACAGCACAUCUGUAUUUCACUUGCUUGGUAGCGUUGGGAUAUUUUAUGUAUAACAAAUAACUUCAAGCUCUUUCCCAUCCUAAUUAAAUAUUGUAUAGAAAUCUCAAACUUAAAGGGAUAUUGUACUGUAUUGCUCCAUGCUGUAUUUUAUCCUCACUGUCCCAUAGUCAUGUUAAGCCUCUAACUGCAGCACAGCCUGAGAGGAAAGGCAGAAUCUAUUGCUGUAGGGGAAGACUGCUUCUUGCUUCUUUUCUACUGAGGUGCUUACUAGGUUAGAGAUAACAUGGCAGCUGCUUAGACACUACUCAGUGAACGACUGUCGCUCCAUGACUAUAAUAAUGGCAUCUAACAAUGGCAUGGAGUGUGGAGUUCACCACAAAAGUACAACUUUGUCAUUUUUAUAUUGUGAGUUUUCCAUGCAAUGGCACAUUUUAUAAUCUCCCAGAGAUGGCUGGACCAUCACAAUGCACACCUAGAAGAAUUCAGCACCAUGUUUUUCUCAGGUUCACUUACCCUCAUGCACAGGGCACUAGUUCUCAAUGCUGUACACAUGAAUGACAUUCGUUUGCUGGAAUUGUGAAGAAUCCAACAGUAUGAACAGAUUUAUAAGGAUGGAAACAACACAUUUGGAGCCUGCUUACCAUUUUAUAACAGAAAAUGAAAAUAAAAUGUAUUUUGUUGUUU
This is a messenger RNA of Xenopus tropicalis (tropical clawed frog), 2845 nucleotides long. RefSeq names its product DNA damage regulated autophagy modulator 1 (gene dram1). The record is from RefSeq and is a predicted model, not a curated record. NCBI's taxonomy places the organism in Eukaryota, Metazoa, Chordata, Amphibia, Anura, Pipidae. Gene Ontology annotation, cellular component: endomembrane system; lysosome; lysosomal membrane. The coding region runs from base 332 to 1051 and encodes 239 amino acids. The transcript has 7 exons.